Messenger RNA from Aspergillus caelatus, 861 nucleotides. RefSeq lists its product as uncharacterized. NCBI's taxonomy places the organism in Eukaryota, Fungi, Ascomycota, Eurotiomycetes, Eurotiales, Aspergillaceae. The record is from RefSeq and is a predicted model, not a curated record. Bases 1 to 861 code for a protein of 286 amino acids. The transcript is spliced from 4 exons.
AUGUUUGACUUGAGUCUAUAUCUGUUUUUCUUUCUCUGGGAAACUUUGGCUGCAACUCUAGCUACAAUAUGGCUGAGACGGAAUAUUAGUAAUUCAGAAUUCGCUUUGAACACUCCUCGCUUUUAUCCUAAGAUAAAUGCCUUCACCAUCCCUUUCUCUAUAUUAUGCCGAGGCUAUGACCUGGCUCAUCACAUUGUAUCCUCGCCGUCGUACGUGUCUUCCUCGCGGGUAUUCAACCUCUCCUCGAAUCUCAUAGCCAAGCAACAUGAGCCUUCAGAGGUCGAGGAUGCUUUGAAGGCUACCGAAGUCGCCGGCCAGCUUGGGAUCCGCGGUCCUUCCGUACGAAAUAUAAUCAAGAACCAAGAAAAUGCGUACACUAUCAUGGAUCGGGCCAGGGGAACUACGUUGGACGUCGUCUGGAAGGAACUGGGCUGGUUCAUGACAGCUAAGUUUGGUCUGCAGCUUCACCCGCUUCGUGAAAAUUCUCAGGUCUGUUACUUCACCAACUGCCGGAUCGCUCGCCACAGGCGAAUGUUGGUCUUUCUGGCUGGAAGAUCACUACGGUCUUCCGGCGAAUCCUGGCCAGCCGAUAUUGCCCACUUCUUCCGAUUCUGGGCGAACUUUACGACAGACUCAUCAGAUUUCACUGUGGGGUGGCCAAUGACCAUCGAGCCAUUCAUCUUGACUCAUCAUGAUCUUGCGCCGCGCAACCUUCUGUACGCAUCCAUGUACAAUUUCAACAUUCCUCAGGACUGGGGUUUGAUGGCCCCUUUACGGUGGCAUCUAUUUGCCUGGAUCGCAAUCGGCUAUCAUGAGGCUGACGCUCGCCUGCUACGAAAGAUGCGUUCUAAACUCACAUAA